CAGCAUAGCAACCUCCUAGCGACGACACAGCAGCGCUCUCAAGCGCUUAUCAUCAUGUCUCACGCUACGUACAACAAGCAAUGGGAUCUCUGUCAAACAGAGUUGAACGACCUUCUUGAGGUAGAAAUGCCGGCCGCUCCUCCCAAGCCAGAGAAGGACCGGAUUGUGGCGUUCCAGACAGUUGCUGUGUUGUAUGUGCGUUACAUACAGAUAUUCAGACAUUUGGAACAGUGUUAUGAUCAGAUUGUACAUCCACAAAAACUGCUAGUUAUUCGACAUGUCUUAGAUGGAGUGAUGGGCAGAAUUUUGGAAGUCAAGAAUGAAAUGGUGUUGCUUGAACACUCGGAAUUUCACUUUUUGGAUGAUGUACUUGCUGAUCUUAAACUCACACCAUCUGAUAUUGAAAUGCCAAUUCCCAAAUAUUUCCUUCGUUCAAGUUCUCGGCAUUUGAAAGAGAGGGAGAAGAUGCUUGGAACGAUUCUUGCAAAGAUGGGGCCACAAGAGACUAAAGAUGACAAAAAUGAAGAACCGGUGAUGAGUAUUUUUGAGGCAGUUCAGUUGAUUCAACUACACGAGAGAGCAAGGCAGGGAAGACUGAGAGCGAAGCUGUUGGUUGACAUCAAAGCACAACAAGAACUUUUAGAACAAGCAGCAUUGACGAAUAAACAACCACCACCACCUGAUGCUGCUGCUACUACUAUACAGAAGAUGUGGAAAGGAUACUCUCAAAGGAAGAAAACGAGGAAGAUGAGGGCGGACGAGUUAAUUUUUGUUGGCAUGGUUGCUCUUCCUGCUCUAAAGUCUGUGAAACAUACUCCCCAAACUCAGUUAAAGAAGAUAAUGGCAUCAAGGAGAAUUGUUCAGGAAGACAAUGAGAAUAGCUAUGAGGAUGCAUUAGUUUCAGUCAAGACACGGCUACGAGAGGUUGAAGGGCCGGACAUGCGUGAAUGCAUGCAGGAUGAGAUUCGGCAAUGGUUCAUUGAAGUCAGAGAUGCAACUGGAAAGUUUCCUGAGUACCCUGACGAAGAGGCUGGAGGCUCAGCUGUUAUCUUUAAAAAGCAAGAGCCAGGCAUGGAGGGAGAAAAGAAAGAGGAUGAGGGAGGGAAGAAGGGCAAAAAGGGAAAGAAAGGAAAGAAAGGAAAAAAGGAAAAGAAAGAGAAAGGGAAAAAGAAAGGAAAAGGCAAAAAAGGAAAGGGCGAAGAAGAAGAAGAGCCAGGGUGGAAGAUGCUUCCAUCGAACUUUAUGCCAACUAUUUCGGAGAGCUGUCAAUCAUAUCAAAAUGUUUGGCAGAAGAAAGAUGAAUCUUCAAAUUUUGAGCAGAAGCAUGAUGUUGAAUUGAUUAAAGCUGACAAACGCAUCGAACUUGAGGAUGAGAUUCGAGUACAAGUUGACAUUUUGAUGAGAGAAGAGCUGAAGAACUUGAAAUUGGCUGUGGACAGAGAUAAAGGAGCAAAAGGCAAGAAAGGAAAGAAGAGUGGAAAGAAGAAAAAGAAGAAGGGAAAAAAGAGUGGGAAGAAAGGAAAGAAGGGAAAGAAAGACAAGGAUCUAACAGCUGACAGGACUAUUGACUCACUGUAUGAAGAGCUUGUAAGAGAAGGAAUAAUUGUUCGAUGUCCAAAGGUUCAAAUGUCUGAAUUUUUUGGAGACUUUAAUUAUCUUGGCAUGACACUUCGACAGUCAAACAUCGAACCAAUGCCUUCACUGGCAGAUGUGAGAAGGGUCAUUACAGAAUACUGCAUUUUGCCACUUGGUUCACAGGCUGUUCAUGAGAAAGCUCCCCACAUAAAGUCUGUGUUAGUCUGUGGACCUCGUCAGACUGGCAAGAAAAUGCUCGUACACGCAGUUUGCACAGAGACAGGGUCUAAUUUGUUUGACUUGAGCCCUGCAAACAUUGCUGGUCGAUAUCCGGGCAAAGCAGGUCUUAACAUGAUGUUGCAUAUGGUAUUCAAGGUGGCAAAAGCUCUUCAACCAUCAGUUGUGUAUAUUGGUGAUGCCGAAAAAACGUGGAUGAAGAAAGCACCAAAAGGAGACAAGACUGAUGCAAAACGAGUCAAGAAAGACCUUCCUAAAACACUGAAGAACGUCAAGCCAGAAGAUCGUGUUUUACUAAUGGGUGUCUCAAAGCAUCCUGCUGAUGCAGAAAUAAAAGGUCUGUGUGGAGUCUACCAGAAACUAAUUCUUAUUCCAAGACCAAGCUAUCCAUCUCGAUAUGUGCUGUGGAAUAACUUGAUUCCAAAGAAUAAUGGUCGAGUGACUCAACUGUUGGAUCUCAGCUCACUAGCUAAGAUCGCUGAUGGUUACACUGCUGGCCACAUUAAUGCAGCUUGUAAAGAAGUAUUGACUGAUAGACGGAUAGCUCAGUUGAGCAGAAAGCCGCUUGUAGCAUCAGAAUUUGUUCCAGCGUUAGCAAAAAUCGAUCCCAUUUAUUCUGAAGAAGAGGAGAUGUUCAGGGUUUGGUAUGAAAAAACUCCUCUUGGCAAGAAACGUGCCAAGGCAGCAAAAGGUGAUGAAGAUGAUGAUGGAGGUAAGAAAGGAAAGAAAGGCAAGGGAAAGAAAGGCAAGAAGAAGAAGAAGAAGUAGACCUGAUAACUGUACAAAUCAACAUACAUCAAGCAUACAAGUACACCAUUACACUUCAAUGUACAGCGAUACAUUAUAAAUCUGUUGAGAGCAACAAGUUCUUACACAUGUUUUUAGAAAUAUAUAUUGUAUAUAUAUGCCCGCUGUUCUGCAAUUUUAGACAGAAAUUGCAAUUUAUUCUAAC
Messenger RNA from Corticium candelabrum, 2764 nucleotides. RefSeq names its product dynein regulatory complex protein 11-like. Gene Ontology annotation, molecular function: ATP binding; protein binding; ATP hydrolysis activity. The record is from RefSeq and is a predicted model, not a curated record. The transcript is spliced from 26 exons. Lineage: Eukaryota; Metazoa; Porifera; Homoscleromorpha; Homosclerophorida; Plakinidae. Bases 55 to 2580 code for a protein of 841 amino acids.